Messenger RNA from Triticum urartu, 1446 nucleotides. The record is from RefSeq and is a predicted model, not a curated record. Lineage: Eukaryota; Viridiplantae; Streptophyta; Magnoliopsida; Poales; Poaceae.
ACUGAACAAGAAGCCUAUCAGUUCUACAACACAUACUCCUGGGAGAUGGGUUUCGGUAUUAAACACGACAACAAGUACGAGAUAAAGAAAACUGGAUACAAGACUAAUCAGGAUUUCCUCUGCUCGUGCGAGGGGCGGAGCAACAUAGGAAACACCAGGUCCGCGCGGACCAAAUGCCCAGCAAUGGUUCGAGUGAAGAGGACAUCCAAUGAUGGCUGGUUUUUCUCUCGAGUUGUUUUGACUCACAACCAUGAGCUGGCAGAAAUGGUUGGUGUGAAAAAAGUCUGGAAAUGUCAUGAUGCAAUUGAUUCUUCGAUGAGAUAUCUCAGCAAACAUAUUCGUUCAAACAAUGUGCAAGUUAACAAGGUGUUUGGGGUCAUGGCUGACAUCCAUGGGCGUGCUGAAGAAGUCUCAUUCGGCAAGAGGUGUCUGAAAAAUCUUUGCGCAUCAAUUGCACAUGAAGCUAGCCAGGACGACAUCGCCAAGAUGCUUGAGCUUUUUGCAACAAUGCAAUCCCAGAACCCUGAUUUUUUCUAUUCAGUUAAGACCGACAUAGAAAGGAGUGUCUGGUCUCUUGUGGUGCCACUCGAAGAGCCGUGCUGAUUACUAGUUGUUUGGUGAUGUUUUGACAUUUGACACAACCUACAAGAGCAAUUUAUAUGAGAUGCCUGUUGGGCUUUUUGUAGGUGCCAACAACCAUUAUCAGUCUACUCUUUUCGAUUGUGUUGUUUUGCGAGAGGAGACUGUAGAGUCAUUCAAGUGGGCUUUUGCAACCUUCCUUGGUGCCAACGGCGGUAAAACACCAAAAACUAUUCUCACAGGUAUAUUUUUUUAAAUGGCUAGCUUCACGCAUCUAUAUGUUCAAUAUGCUCAUACAUGUCAGUGCAAAAUCUCUUAUUAGAAAUUUUUGCAGAUCAAUGCUUGCAGAUGGAGCGUGCAAUUGCUGGUGUUAUGCCUUCUACUGCUCACCGUUGGUGCAAACGGCACGUGAUGAAAAACAUCAAGGAGAAACCUGGGACCUUGUACAAGAAAGGUACACCAUUCAGCAUAGAUUUCAACUAUCUAACCAACGAGAUGAUGACUGUCGAGGAGUUUGAAUCUGGAUGGCAGUUUCUGGUUUCUAGUUAGGGACUACAAGAUAACAGGUACAUGCAGGAUGUGUUUCACUGCAGGGAUAAAUGGGCCAAGCCAUAUCUUAGCUCUAACUUUUGUGCCAAAAUGUCAAGCACACAACGGAAUGAGUGCAUGAUUAACGUUCUUAAAACUUAUGUAUCGCUAUCAGCACCGCUCAACAGAUUUGUGAUGCAGUAUAACGAACUAAUAGCCUCUCGUUGCGAAGAAGAGGACUUUGAAAUGGCACAUACAAAAAAGGUUUUCUUCUUUCUUCUUGACAGUACAGUAAAUAAUUACAUUCAUAAGUUAUCUGACUAGCAAUAAAAAUUGCGU